ACUACGCCAUGGCAGCUACACCCUCGUCCUCGUCGCCCGGAUCUCGCCUCCUCCAAGGACCGCCGCCGCCGGAGCCAGAGAAGACGAAGAAGCAGAAGACAGAGAAGGAGGAGGAUGUAAGAGACUGGGCGGAGCUGCCGCGGGACGCGCUGCUGCUGGUGCUGGAGAAGCUCAGCCAGGUGGACGUCUUCCGGGGGCCCGAGCUGGUGUGCGGGCCAUGGCGUCGCGCCGCGCUGGACGAGCCCACGCUGUGGCGCCACAUCGACCUGCGCCAUUGCCACGUCGACGCCUCCUCCCGCUGGUGCCUCCGCCCGAUGGCCCACGCCGCCGUCCGCCGGAGCCGAGGCUGCGAGGCGCUCCGGGGCGAGGGUGCCGUCGACGAAUGGGUCAUAUCUCUCCUGGAAAACUCGCCGCACUCGCUGAAGAGCCUCCGGAUGAUCUCCUGCGAAAGGAUCACCGACAGGCUCAGCAAUAGCAUACCAUGGUUCUAUAAGCUCGAGGAGCUAGAGAUCUCAAACUGUGAUCCUGGCGCGUUCUCAUCGACAUGCAUAGUGGUUGGGAACUCCUGCCCGAACAUGAAGCGCUUUCGUCUGAGCAGCCCGCGCUUCUACAAGCGUAGACGACGCAGGAUAGAUUGUGAAGUCGAGGGGAUCACCAGGAUGCGCGGUUUGCGUUCGUUGCAGCUUUUCGCUCAAACCAUUAGCACAGAUGGUCUGUCGUCCAUCCUUAACAGCUGCGUGCAACUCGAGUCUCUCGACAUCCGCCAUUGUUUCAAUAUCGAGAUGGAGGAAGAGAUGGUGGCAAGGUGUUCGAGGUUUCGAAGUCUAAAGCUCCCCUAUGACUCGACCCACGACUACGAUCUUGAGUUUUCCGCCCCAGAUAUGAGAUUGGAGAGUCCACGGGCAAUGACCUACGAGGACUACCACGGCGCCUGGGGGUCUUCAUAUUAACCGGGAGAAAGACCAGAAGCUUUUAAGACGCUACUCUCCCUCCGUUCCUUUUUAAGAUGUUUUAGCUUUGUCAUGGUCAUGGGUCAAACUUGUUAAAAUCUGACUAAGUUUAUAGAUGUAUCAGUCUUGUGCGAACGUUUUGUGAGUGUGUACUGCUGGGCUGUAAUAGGUGUUUCUUAGAAAAUAAAAGAUCUGUAACGUUGCUUGCAGGUAGCAAAUUAACCAA
Messenger RNA from Brachypodium distachyon (stiff brome), 1176 nucleotides. Its product is annotated as putative F-box/LRR-repeat protein 23. The transcript is spliced from 2 exons. Lineage: Eukaryota; Viridiplantae; Streptophyta; Magnoliopsida; Poales; Poaceae. The record is from RefSeq and is a predicted model, not a curated record. Gene Ontology annotation, molecular function: protein binding. The coding region runs from base 9 to 950 and encodes 313 amino acids.